Molecule: messenger RNA, 3015 nt
Organism: Nomascus leucogenys (northern white-cheeked gibbon)
Lineage: Eukaryota; Metazoa; Chordata; Mammalia; Primates; Hylobatidae
Gene: PIK3R6
Product: phosphoinositide-3-kinase regulatory subunit 6
Biological process (GO): positive regulation of MAP kinase activity; G protein-coupled receptor signaling pathway
Cellular component (GO): phosphatidylinositol 3-kinase complex, class IB
Molecular function (GO): 1-phosphatidylinositol-3-kinase regulator activity
Source: RefSeq, a predicted model, not a curated record
CCGAAGAGCACAGUCAAGACCAUAGACACCCGUGGAGGCUUCCCCAAGACAUCUGCUUCUCUGGGACUGGGAGCCUCGCACAGGACCGUGGGGAGUUGGCUGAAGGACUUGGGGAGCCCAGAAGCUGCCACUGAGACAAGAACCACCUCUGUGCAGAAAAGCAACCACCUUGUUCUCUAUUCUGCUGCCCGAGACAACCACAUCCUCCUCCUUCUACACCCAAAGGCUCCCAUGGAGAGCUCAGAUGUGGAGCUGGACCUCCAGAGGAGCGUGCAGGCUGUGCUCCGGGAGCUCAGCACCCAGGCCCCUGCCCUGCAGAGCAACCAAGGCAUGUGGAGGUGGUCCCUGCACAAGAAGGUCGAGCGAGAUCCUGGUAAGAGCCCGGCGCUGGUCCGCAUUCUUCUCAGAGAACUGGAGAAGGCGGAAAGCGAGGACCUCCGGCAUGUCAUCAUUCCCUUGCUGCACACUGUAAUGUACGUGCUCACCAAGGCCACAGGAAUCACAGAGGAGCUCUACCAGAGAAUCUAUACCUUUUGCACAAGAUUACUUACGCUGCCCACCCCCUACUGCACAGUCGCCUUGGACUGCGCGAUAAGGCUGAAAACGGAGACGGCCGUCCCAGGGACACUGUACCAAAGGAUGGUCAUUGCUGAACAGAACUUGAUGAAUGAACUGUAUCCCUACCAGGAGAGAGUGUUCCUCUUCGUGGAUCCUGAGCUGGUGUCUGCCUCUGUGUGCAGUGCUCUGCUACUGGAGAUUGAGGCGGCCCAGGCACAGCAGACACCAGAGGCCUGCAUGCGCCACGUAGUCUCCCACGCCCUGCAGGCGGCUCUGGGGGAGGCCUGUCAUGCAGGCGCUCUGCACAGGAAGCUGCAGGCCAGCCCUCGCCGCACCCUGGAGCACUAUUUCCACGCCGUGGUGGCCGCCGUGGAGCACAUGGCCAGCGAGGCCAGCCCGAGCCGGGAGGGACACGUGGAGAGGCUGGAGGAGAUUUACUGCUCGCUGCUGGGGCCCGCGGCAGGGCGCUGCGGUGGUGACCUUGUCCAGGAGCGGCCACCAAGCAUUCCCCUGCCCAGCCCCUACAUCACUUUCCACUUGUGGACCGGCGAGGAGCAGCUCUGGAAGGAACUGGUGCUCUUCCUCCGCCCAAGAUCCCAGCUGCGCCUCAGUGCUGACUUGGAGGUCUUGGAUCUGCAGGGCCUCCGGCCAGACCGGGAGUUGGCCCGGGUUUCUGUGCUGUCCACUGACAGCGGCAUUGAGCGGGACCUUCCCCCGGGGGCUGAUGAGCUGCCUGCACCUAGCAGCCCUGAGAUGGAGCGAGCCGGGCUGCAGCGCAAAGGGGGCAUCAAGAAGCGUGCAUGGCACCUGGACUUCUUGAUGCCUGGCAGCUGGGACGGGCCCCCGCUGCACCGGAGGACAGGCAGGCCCGGUGGGGAUGGGGAAAUGCUGCCCGGCGUCUCCCGGCUGCACACAGCCCGGGUACUUGUGCUGGGAGACGACAGGAUGCUGGGGCGCCUGGCCCAGGCCUACCACAGACUCAGGAAACGGGAGACCCAGAAGUUCUGCCUCACUCCCAGACUCAGCCUGCAGCUCUACUACAUCCCUGUGCUGGCGCCUGAGAAGCCUGCAGCAUCCAGGCAGCAGGAGCUGGGAGAGCUGGCUACGUUCCUGGGCCGCGUAGACCCGUGGUACCAGAGCAAUGUCAACACGCUGUGCCCCGCCAUCCACAAGCUGGCUGAGAUGCCUCCUUCCCUGGACACAUCCCGGACUGUGGACCCCUUCAUCCUAGACGUCAUCACCUACUAUGUCCGCAUGGGCACCCAACCCAUCUAUUUCCAGAUCUACACAGUCAAGAUCUUCUUCAGUGACCUGAGCCAAGAUCCUACUGAGGACAUUUUCCUCAUUGAGCUGAAGGUGAAGAUCCAAGAUUCUAAAUUCCCCAAAGAUAGCUUUUCACCCAGGAGGAGAGGCGUGGCUGAGGGCGCAGGGGCAGAGCUCUCCCUGUGCUACCAGAAGGCCUUGCUCAGCCACCGGCCCCGAGAGGUCACUGUUUCCCUGCGGGCCACUGGGCUGGUCCUGAAGGCCAUUCCAGCCAGCAACACCGAAGUUUCAGGGUCUCGCCAUUGCCCCCUGCCUGCUGCUCCUGUCACAGACCACACGUGUCUGAAUGUCAGCGUGACAGAGGUUGUCAAGUCCUCCAACUUGGCGGGAAAGUCCUUCUCUACAGUGACCAACACCUUCAGGACGAACAAUAUCCAGAUCCAGAGCCAGGACCAGAGGCUGCUGACACUGUCACUGGACAAGGACGAUCAACGCACUUUCAGAGAUGUGGUCAGAUUCGAGGUUGCUCCCUGCCCAGAACCGUGUUCUGGGGCCCAGAAGUCCAAGGCGCCGUGGCUCAAUUUGCAUGGGCAACAGGAGAUGGAAGCGACCAAAGCCAGGCCCAAGCCCCUUCUGAUGCCCAUCAACACAUUCUCUGGCAUUGUCCAGUGAGCCUGCAGGGACAGCAGGCCCAGGAGGAAGGAUACACUAGCCCACCAACCCCAACCACUCACACGGCAGCUUUGGCCUUGACCAGGAGCCAGCGAGUGCCUGGGAGCCCAGGGAGCCUGCCGUGGGGGCUGUGACGAGGAAGGGCCCACACGGAGGUCUACAGAUGGCUCGGGCAAUGCCGCAGCUGCUUGAGAACAUACACACCAAGCCCAGCUUCUCACACAAAUGUCUACUCCUUCAUUUAGCUUCAAUUCCCACUUCUCCCACUGUCCUCGCCCACCCAAGCUCCCCACCCAGCCCUUAAAACCAGGGUUAGAGCUGCUGUCUUGGCCAGAGCCCUGUGGCUUAGGGGAAAAUGGGAAAAUGGGAAGCAGGGAACAGCAAUGGCACCACCUCCCUCCCAAGUCUCUUCCCUUCCCACUCUCAGGCCACUGCCCAACUCACCCAGUCCAGGCAGGUGUCUCUAUCAGGUGAGAGAAAAAUGUCAGAUUCAAUAAAUGUACACUGAAGUCUUUCUGCUUU